Molecule: messenger RNA, 1353 nt
Organism: Drosophila innubila
Lineage: Eukaryota; Metazoa; Arthropoda; Insecta; Diptera; Drosophilidae
Gene: Coq9
Product: ubiquinone biosynthesis protein COQ9, mitochondrial
Exons: 4
Coding region: 83-1129 (348 amino acids)
Biological process (GO): ubiquinone biosynthetic process
Cellular component (GO): mitochondrial inner membrane
Molecular function (GO): lipid binding
Source: RefSeq, a predicted model, not a curated record
GCAUGCUGAAUGGCGGUGAACUAAAAGCUAGAAGAAGAAGAAUAUACUAUUCAGUUAAGUAGACAACGUUUGGAGCGCUAAAAUGGCAAAUGUGCGCUGUUUGCAAAAAGCAAUACGAUUACAAAAGUUUGUGCUGCCACACAAUGCACAGGGAUGCCUUUUGGCCUCCACAUGUCCCAUCGCCAGGACAGCGUCCUCCUUUCACACACUGCAGCGCCGGCAACGCACGCUGACUCCUGCAGCAUGUUUGACACGCAACUACACCAAAGAUACCGAUAAGCUGGAGGAUUUCCGAGCACGCGAGGAGCAACGCGAAAGGGAACGUGAUGCCGCUGAACAACUGGCGGCCAAAAAAACACAGAGCGAUGCUGGCGGUGGAGGAGGAGUGGGAAUAGGCGGACAAGGAGUGGAGGGAGGACAGCAGAGUCAGCAAAAUGAAGAGCAGGCGGGAAAACAGGCUAAAGUGGAUGGCAUACGUCAUAAGAUACUCGAUGCAGCCAUGGAGCAUGUGCCUCAACAUGGCUGGACCAAGCAGGCCAUUGUCCUGGGUGCUGAAUCCUGUGGCUAUCCCAGCGUUGUCCAUGGCAUGUUUCCCGAAGGUGGCUUUGCCCUCGUCUCCCACUUCAACGGCAAGUGCAAUGCACAGUUGGUGCAGUUCCUCCAACAGAAGACAGAGAAUGGCCAGAAAGAGGUCGGUGAUCCACUCGAUUUUCUGGUGCAAGCUGUGCGCCAACGCUUGGAGAUGAUUGUGCCCUAUAAGACGCAGUGGCCACAGGCCAUGGCUCUAAUUGCCCAGCCCCAACAUGCAUCCACCGCACUGGCUCAGGUCCUGACCCUGGUCGACGAUAUCUGCUACUAUUCCGGAGAUCGUUCCGUAGACUUUGGCUGGUAUACACGGCGCAUUGGACUUGCCACUAUUAUGAAAAUGACGGAGCUUUAUAUGCUGCAAGACACGUCGCCAGGACAUGCCCAGACAUGGGAGUUCCUCAAGAACCGCAUGGACGAGGCUGUCCAGCUGCAGAUGGCUUUAGCCCAGACCGAGGGCAUGACGCAAACAUUUCAACGUUCCUUCAACUCGGCUUUCAUAACGGCGCGAAAUAUACUUGGCCUGGGCUACGGUCGCCAAUAGUAGGUUAAAGAGUUGCAGCUCAAAGACAAAGAGUGUUAUGUAUACAAAAAAAAUAUAUAUACAAAGAUUUACACUAACUAUACAUCGGAUAAUAUCUACACUAUUUUCAUAUGUUUAUUUAAAGCUGGUCAGCUACGUUUAUACAAUGCAGUGCUGUAUAAUUUUCAAAUUUAAAAAUUGCCAUUAAAACUGUUAUCGCACAAUCGAUACCGAGUACCGAAAAA